GGUGGGGGGAGAGGGCACACACGCAAUCCAUCAAUUGCCUUUAUAAAUGUCCCGGGUCAGACGUGGGGUAUUCAGUCGUCUUCGACAUACAGCUGAUAACACUGUUCUCUUGUUGAAGAUAUUACGCAUUUAUCAAGGAUGAAGGCAAUUAUCGCACUCGCGCUAGUAACAUUAUGCGUCCUCGCCCUGUGUCAAGAUGCGUAUGCCUCACCAUCAGACAUGGACAAGACGAAAGACACCAAGGCUAAGGACGGCGCUGCUACUGUCAAGGAUGCGAAGACCCAGAAGGACCUCAAAAAGAAAUGCGCUAAACAGUGUUCGGACCAUCAUCACAUCUGCGCUCAUGAUCCAACAAACCCAACUGUAAAGCCAAAGACAUUUGACAGUACUUGCCACAUGGAAGUCGCUAACUGCGAAAUGGGAACCAAAUACGUGCUUAAGAACAACGGCCAAUGUGUUUGAACUAAAUUUGAAGAAUGGAAAACGACUCAUACACACAACUCUCUGCACCACCAGCACCUUCCGCUCUUGUAUAUCUGCUCUAUUUUCUUGUAUAAUUAUGAAAACAUCAAUGUAGAUGAGAAAAGUAUCGAUUAAAUUCGGCAUUACGAUGCAUACUUUAUUAUUA
Messenger RNA from Diachasmimorpha longicaudata, 628 nucleotides. RefSeq lists its product as uncharacterized. The transcript is spliced from 3 exons. Gene Ontology annotation, molecular function: protein binding. The record is from RefSeq and is a predicted model, not a curated record. Lineage: Eukaryota; Metazoa; Arthropoda; Insecta; Hymenoptera; Braconidae. Bases 139 to 462 code for a protein of 107 amino acids.